Molecule: messenger RNA, 327 nt
Organism: Triticum turgidum subsp. durum (durum wheat)
Lineage: Eukaryota; Viridiplantae; Streptophyta; Magnoliopsida; Poales; Poaceae
Source: the annotation of a GenBank genome assembly
AUGAGCUGCGCGAGCCUGCUGCUCCUGCUCUGCGUCCUCCUCCUCCUUGCCGCCAUCGGCCCCUUCGCCGCCGCUGCACGCAGAGAACCAGCAAUGGCGGCCACCGGCGACGAAGCAGAUGGCGCUCAGGCCAAGCUGGCCAGGAUGAAAAUGGCUCUCGCAGACGGCCAGGAGGAGAGGGUGAUCGUGAGGAAGCAGGAGAGUACAGACUCUGACAGUUUCACCACCACAAAGUUUUCUUCGAAUGCCAAGAAUCGGUUCGACGGCCGGGUGCCCUUCACCGCCGAUUACCACACCGUACGCAGGCACCCGCCCUCGCACAACUAG